Molecule: messenger RNA, 34367 nt
Organism: Porites lobata
Lineage: Eukaryota; Metazoa; Cnidaria; Anthozoa; Scleractinia; Poritidae
Source: the annotation of a GenBank genome assembly
GCAAUUAACGAUUAAACACGAGUGUAUUAACGACUGUGUUAUGUUGGCCUUCAGCCGGUUAUAGCUCGAGUUUGGAUCCUCAAUAUCGCUUUCAUUGACUACGUGUUCUGGUAUUCCUCUGAAAAUGUCGCUAGUAUCGGGGACUAGAAUUGAUUGAAAGCCAUUUGUCAUUCAUCAUUUUGGCCAUCCACUCCUUAAAGUGACAAUUUUGCAGUUGAAGUGUUAAAGAUUUCGCCGAGUAAACUAACUAGUUAACGUGAACGGUGGUCAGGUUAUGAAUCGUGCAAGACUUCGUAGAUUGUUUGGUCCCUCAUUACGUGUACGACUGCGGGUAUGUGAUUUGUUAUCUGAUUUCCUGACCUUAAUUCUUGGAAAGGACAUAAUUUCUUCUUAUUAUGUAAACAGCUUGCACAAAUUGCGCUAAUGUUACGCAAACCUCUCGCAGAUUCUUAGUGAUACUUCGUAAGAGAUUCUUGAAUCUUUACAGUGAUCAAUAGCGAACAGAGUAAAGCCUCAGCUAAUAAUUCACUGAAUCCAAAACUUUUACUUUGAGCUUAUAUUCGUCGAGCUUUGUUCGAGGAAUAUGUGGACGGACAAAAAGACAAUUAAGGUAUAUCUUGUUUGAAUCUGUUCAAUAAGUAAGCAUGUAUUCAAGUUUUCCCUUAAUAUGCGAACCUUGUACUGUUAAUCUAGCUGGUAUAAUUUUGCGCAGAGUCUAGUUACCCUUCUAUCCAUCUCUUCAACUCAAUCUUAGGUAUUUAUUUUAUUAAUUACUGCGGACUCAAAAAACAGUUUAACUUAUGAAUCAUUCAUAUUUUGUGCUGGGCCCAAAACUUCAUCUUUUUGGAGUUUUAACAGUUUUGGCUAACUUCAUAGAAUAACAAACAAUAAAUUAUUGUUGCAUGAGGUUUUUGUGAUAUCCGGACAAAUCAAGGUCAAGUUAAGAGUGAUUAGCCAAGGCAUAUACUCACCAAUGCAAGACCUUGAUUAUUCCGGAUAUAAUAAAAACCGAAUCUAAUAACAUUGUAUUAUCAUACAUUGUUUUGAACAAAAUUAACCACAAACACACUGUCACACAGAGCACAGUUUGACAUGGCUUUUGGAAAUUAUGCAUUGUAAAUUCACCCGACAGAUUCGGGUCAGUUAUAUGCCAGCAAAUAGCAAACUACUCUUUAGGAUCUACUGAUUUCCAAAAUUAACUGUAAGCUUUUAGUCAAUGAGAGGAAAGAUAGUGGGUACAAUGUACAGCAUUAAUUGUUAUUGGAUGAGACUGAGUAUGAUAUGAAGAAUUACGCAGAUCCAGAGGUGCUGGUGGAUAACACCCUCCAAGAUAUGUAUAAUGUCAUAGAAAAAAAGCCAAAUCCCAUAACUGACUUUUAAUUCUUUUAAAUAUUUCCAACUGACAUGCAACCAAAAAAAAUGCUUAUCUCAAUCUAUGUAAAGUUCCCAUUCUUCAAAUAGUAGUUGUCAUCCCUUGAGUGCUAUUCUUGCUAUGCUUUUCCACAGUCCAUGCUUGGGUAUUUCUUCUUUGCAUAACAUGUGAAAUCCUCUGCAAUUUUCUCCAACUCUGACAAAAAAGUAUACAGCGCACUCGAGGGUGUUGGGAAAAAUGUGGUAGAACCUAUGCAAACCCUCAACUUUGUCUUGUUUUGUGUAACUGUCUUGAAUCCCCCCAUCACCUUCUUGUGCUUAUAUCUGGCUAUGUAGCUAGGGAAAACAUUUUCUAUUGCUUUAUACAAAAUGACGUAUAAUGUGCAAUCUUGCUGGCUACAAUGAAAUAAUAUUCUAUCAUUUAUUUCAUAUGGCAAAAAGGAAUUAUGUGCUCCCUUUAUUCAUUAGUACAGCAUAUGCAAAAUUCUAUUGUUCAGGUUUACUUUGGCUGCUGGUCCCAGCAACAAAGGUUUUUAGUAAACUUUUAUCGUUCCACUUAGGCCCUGUUCAGACUCCGAACUUUUCAUGAGCCGAACCUGAUUGGAAUUAAGGCUGAUCCCAACUGUUUGGACCGCCUGAACUGAUUCAUACGCCGAUCUUAAUUCCAGCCGAACUUAUUUCAAAAGUCAGGAGAAAAAUGCUCAUUUUGGUCAAACUGCUUGCAAAAUACUUUAUAAUUAUUAUAAUUUAUGCCAGGCUAGGCGUGAAGAAUGGCUGAGCUAUUGUAAAUUGAAACAGGCGUUCCUAAUUGAUUCAGAUGCUUAACUUUUCAUGUACUUAAUUCAUCAUAUGUAUUAGGUUCGGUUCAUGAAAAGAUCGGCGUCUGAAUGAAGCCUUACUUCCAAUUACUAAUUUCUUAAACUAAAGGGUAGUUCUCCACUGUGAUUUUGUACUUUCCACCUGAGUCCUUCCCUUUGUACUUGUAACUGUAGGUUGGUGUUAUUGUUUAUAAUCAGUAAAUUAUGUUAGUUGACCACUGAUGAUUCACUUUUGGUUUAAAUAAGUCUUACUGGACAGCAAGACUUCCUCAAGCUUUUAUUUUUCUGCAAAUGUUUUGUUACACCCUUUAUAAUUUGCCAUUAUCUUCAUCCCUUCAUAAGCACAUGCUGAAUGAGACAGCGUGAAAUAAUAGUAAUGUAAUGUAUGUGUACACUUGUUCCAUGUAGUGUUUUUGUGUAUAACUAUUUUUGUUUAUACCAUAUUAUCCUUAACGUGCUGGAGUGCCUGCUGCACAGGAAAAGUCAAUGGUGGUAGCAGUGUAAAUUGAUGAGAUUUUAUGAAAUGUUUAGUAUUAUAUAUUAAUUGUAUAUCAUGAGGUUCUCAAAUCUGUUACUGCAGGAAGGUCUUCGGGACUGUAUCGGACCCUUUUCAUCAAAGAAAAUAAAUGGAUUGACAUUUCUGGUAAGUCUGUGAAUCAAUAAUUUUUUUCAUGGUCCACCCGCCUUUAUCUGAAAGGCUUUAAUUGUGGCGAUUUGCUUUUGUUUUGUCAAAUUUACGUUUGGUAAACUUUACAAUGUGAUUCGUUGUUUGUUUGUUGUCUGUUAAGAAACCUUUCCUCUUUAAUUUGUUCAGUGCAUUAUUUGGGGGUGAAGAUGGGCCUGUACCAAAGUUAUUAUGAUAAUAUUAUACCAACUAUUGGUACAAAUCAGAGUUUGUGUACAUAAUGAAAGUUCAGUUGUAGAGAACUACCUGUCAUGUACAAAGCUACAAACAACAUUGUUGGCUGGUUUUGCCUCUUCUCAGUCACAUACAUUACCAGAAAGCUUUCAAACAGCAUUUUUUGGCAAUGUUUUCAGUGGCAAAUGACUUAAAAUUGUGGGUGUUGGCACUUUUGAGGAUCUAGUGCACUUUAUGAUGUCACCUUGUUACUAAAAUGUCCUAGUCAACAAUUUCUUGCGGUAAUUUCCAAAAUGUACUUAAAAGUCAUUUUUUAUUGAAGAAGUUCUGUGCACAACGGAUGCAUGGCUCCAAGUGUUGAUUUGAGUCAAGGAGUAGCUUUUUACAGGGUUUGUACAGAGUUUUGAAUUCUUGAAAUUUGCCCAGCAAUUUUCCAAACCUAGAAAAAGUCUGGAAAAUAGAGGUAAAGUCUUGAAAAAAUGGUAAAAAGUCUUGAUUUUUUUUUGGAAAGUUACAACAAGUGCUUCACAAGAGAAAUUUUUUUCUCAUGUGUGUCAAAUCUUAUUCAAUCUCACCUGCAUGUCAUUGAAGAAGCUUUGUUCCCACGUUUUUUUAAGGUCUCUAUUAAGGAGGCAGCAUGGUCGAGUGGUCAGCAACCACUCGCAAUCCGGCAGUCCCAGGUUCAAAUCCCUCUCUGGUGACUCUCUGGCUUUGUUCUUGGCCGUCUCUAGUUCAAAUCCUUGGCCAUGCUUGUAAAUAGUCAACUUGUUGCCUCCUGCCAGUUGGGGUUUUUAAUCCUGUUAUGUUGUAUUUGAAUUAUUUGUUUCUAAGUAUUUGAGUGGAGUGCCUGUAGACCAGCUGGAUAAGCUAAGUGCACUUUCCACCAUAAACAAGCCUUUAAACCUCUCUUAAACCUAUUUGAUAACCUUGAGUCUUGAAAGAGAAAGUAUUGUUUUGGAAAAAGUCUGGAAAAAGUCUUGAAUUUUGGAUCAAAAAUCUUUACAAACCCUGUUUAUAGUCAAAUAACUUUUGUUUCUUAAUGCGACAUUUGGAAUUCUUACAAAUGCUACACAUUUAACAGAAUUCUGUACUAUAUAUGUCACACUCUUACAGUAUUGCACCUGUCAGUAUACAAUGUAUAAAUACUGACUUAGCUUGUGAAUUCUCUAUCUUAUACAGUUCUGUAAUUGAAAGAGAUUAUCCGGAAAAUAUUUUUCUGGGCCCAGUUGUUCAAAGGCUGAUUAGCGCUAACCCAGGGUUAAAUUUUAACCUGGGUCUCUUUUUCUUUUCAUCAAAAGCAUUUUCUUGGACAAUUUUCUCUAUUCUUUUUAGGAUAGCCAAUCAUCAAAUUGUUGACAAAAAGAAUUAAGCUGAAUUUGCUUUUUAAGCUUUCAAAUCUGAAUUCAAAUUUCGAGCUAACCCUGGGUUAUCCUAACCCAGCUUUGUACAACUCGGCCCAGGUGGUUUAAUUUAAUUACCACGUGAGGCAGCUCAGAUGGCUUUAAAUUUAAAAAGAGGGUUGCCUGUAUGUAACUUGAUCCUGAAGUAGAAAACUCCAAAGAACAACCCCUGUUCAAGUUGUUAAAGGGCGAAUUAAGCAAUUUUAAUUUUAUGUGACGUUAUGGUUUAUCACUGGACAUGCAUAGUGCCAUAGGCAAUAAAAUUGAAAUGAAGGUAGUCAUGCAGAUGAUAGUGCAUUAAAUGGUUUUUUAGUUCAUUGUCAAUUUUGUUUUGCAUGUCAAAUUGAUCUCUCUCACGAAUUUUUUUUAAAAUAAAGCAUCAAAGUGAUGUUUAAUCAGAUGCACUCUACAUGUACUUACAUUGUAUAUGGUCACCUAGAUGUUUUAUCAAUUAUUCUAUUUAAAAUGAAGGAGACCUUAUGAUAAUUCACAUUCAUGAUUAGUGGACCAAUCAUCCAAAGUUUAAUUUAGGCUUGUUCAAAAUUACACUCUUGCAGACACCCUGCUGAGGGAUUUCUUUGUGUUAUGUGUUUGACUUGUUAAGUCUUUAAGUCCUGCACAGACUAACAGAUCAUACAAGUUUUUUAUUGUUUCAAAGAUCUAAAAUGGCUGGGUUUUUUUCUUUUUAAUAAUUUUUGAAAUUCUUUUUGUGCCUUCACUACAUGCAAAUUAAGCAGAACAGCAGUUUAAAUGUUUUUGCCUUUAUAUGGCAAUUUGAGUUAAGCAUGCAUCAGUCGGUUUGUAAUUUUAGCAAGUUCUUUUGCCAUCAGAACUAUUAAUAACUUCAUACACGUAUAUAUGCCUCGCCCACAAUUCAUUGAUCAUUUUUACGUAGAUGUGUAUCUUGAAAUUCGUUAACAAUGGCUGGCAAAUAUAAAUAUAUAUACAUAAAUAGAAGUUUAUUGCGUGUUUUCCUGUAAACAAACGUGGUUCACUCAAUGCAAUACAAAGGGCUAUAUUGUCCCUAUAUUCUAAUAUAAUUAAUGUUCUGAAAUCAUUGCCUUGACUUGUGAUAAUCAAGGUGCCCAAAUUAACAUUCUUGCUUGUUCUUUUUCUGCUUUACUGCUGAUGAAGGUAUUGUUUCUGUACAAGUUAUAAAGAUGUAAACUGUCAACAACUAUUGAAAAUUGUCAAAAAAAUAUAUAAUUUUUAAAACCUAUGUACAUAUAUAUUAUGUAUGUGUGUGUCACGAUAUCCGAUCGAUUCCGAUCUACAUUUCAGGAAAAGAUAAGGAGAUACACUGUAUUUGGUCAAUAUUUUUAACAGCCCUCACAGAGUGGCAAGCAUAUUUUAAAUAGUUUAGAAUGUGGUAGUGAAUUAUUAGGUAAUGACGAUUAAAGUGAGAGGAGACUGUGCAUAUGCUGCUUAACAACUUUGUUAAUGCAUGGUUUUACCUCGGGAUUUUCUCAAACAUCAGAGGAUGAUGCUUGAGAUGGAGGUACAUGUCCAUUGUGGUUAAUUUUUAUUUAUUUAAUUUAUAUGAAAGUCAUUCUACUUUAAAUUUAUAAGGGAAAGUAGGGAAACUUAGUUUCAAUAGUUAUGAGUCACACAAGUUACUAAGAGGUGCUGACGGAGAGGGGUGGUCAGAGACAAAUGCUUCAAGAAUGUCAAUCUAUGAAAUUGGAAGUAGUUCUUUUAAAAAUUGGGAAGCUUGCAAUUCCUGCAUUGGAUGAGAUAACUUUACGUAUUUGGCUCUUUACCUUAUCGCCUAGCUAAGUACAAUUCCCAGUACUGCAGUAAUAAUUAAAUGCCUUUUUCCCCAUGGGUUCUGAUGGGAUACACUUUAUGUUGAAAGUUGUCUUUGACAAUUCAAAGACAUUUAACACAGUGUAUCAUAUCUGUGACAAUAUUGUUAAAACAAAAUAAAUGUUUUAAUAUUAUGUAAUGUUUACAACAUGAAAAGCAGUGUUUCAUCAGUUUUCAUUGAAAAUUCUAGGCUCUUAUUGCAAGUAUUACUUUUUGAUGUUAUAAAACGUUUCAUGAGUGUUUAGAACAGCUUUAAAAACAUGUCCCUGAAAUAUUCAAUUUCUGCUGUUACUGGUAGAACAUAUAUAUUAAAAACCAAGCAAUCUGAAAAUAACAAAGGUUAGUGAACAAUUGUUAUGCAAAUAAUAUAUUUUGUGACAUUUUUAUAACUGAACGACACAGUUGAAGUGUCCAUGUGCAGUCUCAAAGAUGCCGCUUAAUCCAAAAUGAAUUUUCCACAGUUGAGAACCAUGUAAGAGAAGCUAAUAUUGUUCUAGGAUCGAGAGUGUCACAUAAAUCUAUUCGAAACACAAUCCUUAAGAGCUCAUUAUCAAAACGUUUUUAAAAUUUGAAAUUUGUAACAGGUGCAUUGUAUUUGUGACUUGCUUAAUGUACUGAUGGCUUCAGUAGUUUUUAUGUGGAAUUUUUCACUCUUGGUUGGAUAGCAGAUUAGGAUAAAUUUAAAUAAUUUUUGUUGUUCUUGUUCUUAAUAUGUAGAUAGUUUUCUCAUAAUUAGCAUUUCAUGAUUUCAGUCAUUCAACCCUUGAGUUUUUCCCCUGAGGCUGAAUUCAUCUCCCAGUUUCCUGACCGUUCAGUUACAUCCUUUAGAUGAAUCUUACCUGCACUAUAGCCUGCUCAUGGUAGUUUGGAUAGUUUUGAAAUAUCACUCAGAAUAUUAUAAUAAAUAUUGCUAAAUAACACUACAAUUUAUUAUUGAUAUUUAUAUUGGUCUUUUGUAAUUUGAUAUAUUUUCUCUUGUUUUUUUUUCAGAACUUAUCAGAAUUUGAUAUAAAAACCUUUCAAAUAUCUCAAGAGAGCAAGAGGUCAGACUUGAAUUAUUUUUUUCAUUAAUAGUUUAAGUACUUUGUUGGUUGCUGCAGUAUACAGGGCUUCUGAUAUUUUGCGCGGUCGUGGAGCCACAAAAUUUAGGUAAAUCUGCGAAAUCCCGCAAAAUUCACAAAAAUACGAAAAAUACUGUGAAAUUCGGUAGAAAUCUUAUCAAAUACAUGUCUGUGCAACAUAUUUGAAACUUAUUUCAGCUAUUGGGGCUAUUUACUUGCCAUAAACUUGCAAAUUUAUCUUAGAACUUCGUCACUGAAACGCGCAAACAACAUCCCGAAACUAUCAGGCAUAGGCUAUGUUGCGAAAAACUGGGCACUAGCCAUGAUGUUAAAGGCUUUGCCAUUGGUUCAUUUCUGGAGCGCACCGUUGUUGAAAGAUCAAAUGAUGACCUCUGUUAGAAAAACAUUAAAAACGCUGCUCUGAUCUGAGCGAAACCGAUUGAUUUCUAGCAAAAUUUGCCUUGAAAAUAACCACAAAAUCGACCGUUUUUACCAAUUGCUUUUUGGGGAAGUUUCCCCCGAAAACUCCCGUGAAAUCACUGCGAAAUCGGCUGAUUUUUCAGCGGAUUUGUCCCUAGAAAUCCCGCGAAAUUUGACUUUUUCUUCCGCGACCUAUCAGAAGCCCUGAAUACUGUACCUGUACUUUUCCACAAUAUAAUCAGUGCAAAUUUCAUCCAGGGUUUGCACAGUCUUGAAAACUCAGUGAAUUUUAGGUGGAUUCCUUGAAAAUUACUUGAAUUUCAUUUUUCCUUGAAAAGUCCUUAAACUUCUUUGCAAGUCCUUCAAAAGUCCUUGAAUUUUCUUCAACUUUGAAUGAAGUGGCCUGGAAAGUGUUUUUUAAAUGCUUUUUGGUUGUCCAAGACAGAAUAUAACUCAUAUAGCUCACAGAGAAGUUAAGGUGAUUUACAUAACUGAUAAAAAGUUUUUUGUCAUGCAAGAAUUACAGGUAACUAUCAAUUUAAGACAAGUGAACUGAAAAUGUAGAGAAGUUGGCGGAGGAAACAGUUCAAGCCUAAAAGUCCAGUUAGGAUGGACUGGGAAUGUGCCUCUUUGCACAGUCUGUGAAAUUACAUUGAAAAUGUAAUGUGGUCCUUGAAAAGUCCUCUUAGAAAAUGGUUGCAGUUUUUUGUAUGAACCCUGUUAUCUUUGGUCACUGUUUCCAACCAAAAGUCCCAAGGCAAUGUUGCAAAAUGAGUAGAUUUGAUGCAAGCUACAGCUAAAAUCAGAAGCUAAAAUCCCCUUGAAACAGGGCCUCUGAUAUUUCGCGGAAAAAAAAGCAAAAUUUCGCGGGAUUUUCAGGGGCAAAUUCGCGGAAAAUCGGCUGAUUUCGCGGGAUUUUCGCGGGGGAAAAGUCAAAAUUCACGGAAAAAUCGGCCGAUUUCGCUGGAUUUUAGCGGGAAAAAGUCAACAUUCGCGGAACAAUCGGCCGAUUUCGCGGGAUUUUGGUGCAAAAAAGUCAAUUUUCGAAAGAUUUUCAGGGGCAAAUUCUUAGGAAAAUUGGCCGAUUUUACAGGAAAUUUCGGGGGGAAACAAUCAGUAAAAAACAGCCGAUUUCGUUGGAUUUUUUUGGGCAAAUUUCGCAAAAUCGAUCAGUUUUGCGUCGAUAUGACCAGCGUUGGUAAACGUUUCUUUUAACAGGGAUAAUCAUUUGCUCUUUCAACAUCAGUUCGCUCGAGAAAUGAACGAAUGCUAAAGCUUUUAACAUUAUGGUUAGUGCCCAGUUUUUCGCCACAUUCAUCUAAAAAUGCCUGGUAGUUUUGGGAUGUUUUUUGACUCGUUGCAGUGAUGAAGUUUCAAGCUAAAUUUGGACGUUUGGUGUGAAUAAAACCGGUCUAAUAGCCAAGAUAAGCAUUAAAUAUGUUUUGCCGACAUGUAUUUGGAAAUAUUUCUGGUGGAUUUCGCGGUAUUUGGAGAAUUUCACAGGAUUUUGCGGAAAUACCUGAAAUUCACGGGUCCGCGACCGUGCGAAAUAUCAGAAGCCCUGUUGAAAGUAAAGUCACAACAACUAUUUCAAGAAAAAAGCAGUGAAACAAUCCAGGAGCCAAAUUGUUGAACUGUACAGAACGUUUACUCCAAGAGGGUUCUUUUGUACAUAUAUGUACGAUUGCUGGUUAAAGGGUUAACGCAUGGAGUUUUAGUUAAAUUUUCAAGACAUUGUAUUUGUAAGAUUUAUACUGUUGUACAAAGUGAUACAAUCUUUUUCAUUGUUUUUUCUUUAUUCUAACAGGAAACUCACAAAAGUUCUCAAAAGAAUUAAAGGGAAAAAAAGACACAGUCAUAGAAGGUAUAGUGGAAAAGAACAUUAUUGCACAUUAAUUUUAGUAUUUUUACUUUUUGACAAAACUUGGACAGUGCCAUUUCUCACUAGGUAGUUUAAUUAAACAUUUAAGCCCAAGAAUAUAUUUCUGUACAGUGAGAUGAAAAAUGUUGUUAUUAUUAUAUAUUAUCAUUUUUUAGCAAGCAAGCAUUAUUAUAUUGUUUAUUCGUGCACAUACCAAAAUCCUCUGCUUGCAUGUAGCUUGGCUAAUAAAGGCUGGCAGUGGAAAACAAAAAGUAAUUCACUAGUAAGGGGAAGAAAAGGAAAGGAAGAUUAAGAGCAGAUCUACAGUGUGUAUAUUAAUGUUGCAUUAGAUUUUCACUUUCGAAUCAUUAUCAGUUGUCAAAGUUCACUCCUAGUGCAGAGCUCAAUUAGACACAUGUAUCUACUGUAGACAGCACCAGAACAUGCGCCGUGAAUUAUGUGAAUGUGUGUUGCUUCAGUUAAAAAGAUUGUAGUUCUGAGGAGAAAGAUAUAAAUCUCUGUAGCCCCAAAUUUCUUAAUCCUGAGUACGUCCACAACACUUGAACGUGCACAGUUUAUCUGUGUGUGUGUGUGUGGCACACCAUACUGUACAACCAUUGUGGCAUGAGUUUGCAUACAUUUGGCAUGGCCAUCCCCAUCACUGUGCACAGAUAAAUCUUGUUGUUUCUAAUAUUUAAUUUUAGUUUUGAAGAUGAGCCAAGAGAGAUGAGAGAGCAAAAAAGACCGUCUGCAAUACCAACACACAUUGAUCACCAUGAUGAAGGUAUACCUUAUUGAAUUAAUAAUUAGCCAUAAAGUAAAUUUUUGACUCGAUAAUGAUUAAAUCCUAGAAUAAAUUUUACAAAAAAUUUGCAAUAAUUUUAGUGACUUGAAAAAAAAUAAUAGUGUGAAAAAUUUUAUGGCAAUUAGGUAAAGAAAGGUAGAGGGUCCUUAUUUCAUGUCAGUAGCUCAAAACAGUCAUCUGCAUGACUAACAAAUCUGAGGACGAUGGUGCACUCAUUUGCCCCCCCCCCUCCCCCGCCCUCUUCAUCAGUGCUCUGUUUUACGGGUAUUUGAAGCUUGCACAGAAUGGAAAGAAGUUGAAAGAAGGAUUAGUGGUGGUCACACCUGGGAAUCAAACUCGGGACCUCCUGCACAGAAAGCCUUGCACUAACCAACUGUGGUUAUCCUUCCUCCAACGGGGUUACAUUUUAUUUCUCGUAGAUGCUGCACAUGUAUCACCCAGUAGCUUUCAUUUGACAUGACACUACAGGAUGUCAAGCCAUCAGUUCUAAAAUCAGGACUAGCUGUUAAAAUAAAAGCUGGGGAUCCACAGGACACCUAGAAUGAUCACCUGUCCAAAAUCUUGCAGCAAUUAAAAAAAAACACUUAUGGUCAAAAGAACGACAAAUUUAAACAAUGGCAAUAACAUUUUGCGAUUUUUAAUUUUUGGAUAACAGUGGGGAAUAAAUAAAUAAUAAAUAGUGAUUAUGAAUCAUUUUAUUCUAUAAAUUUACCCUGGAUGUCAGGGUUAAUUUGAAAAUUAUGUGACUGUUUUUUAUCAUUAUUAUUUUUUAGGAGAUGAAGGGUGGGGUUCUGAUUUUGAUUCUGAAGAUGAUGAAGAUCACGAGGUAUGAUUAUCAAGCUUGAUAUAACUUUUUUUUUUCAUUAGAUCACAAGUUUAAUACACACUUACGUGUAGAACCUUAAUAGGUAAUGCAUCUGCUACACUGUACUUUUAUACUGUCUGCGGUGAAAUAUGGCCUGCAUUUAUUUAGCCUUAGAAAACAGCCAACAUUUCACCACCAGUGUUGGAGAAAAAAAAGGCAGAGAUUCCAUACUGAUGAUGUGUCACUACUCAGAACUGGGUUUUUUUAACAAAUACCCAGAUCAGUAUGACUGCAAAUAUAUUAUUCUUAAAUUUGCAAAAGAUUUUUCAUGGAGGAACCAAUGUAUAAAUCCAGAGAUUUCUGAAGACGUUUUGAUGAUUUCCAAAGGUUACCCAUCAACGCACUAAACCGUUUCCAUUUCUAGUUCCAUGAAGUGUUCAGUUAAAUGCUGUAACACCCUGGUAUUAGCUAUCCUUUCAAAAACAGAGAUUUCGGAGAAGUUGCGUUAUUGUUUCACAAAUGUACAUAAUUAUGUACUUUUGAUUUUUUUCUGACACCAAUUCAAGUAGUUUAUUUUACAUGUACUUUAAUACUUGUAUACUUUUUGGAAAUGUCAGUUGUAGUUGUAUUUAAGUCAGUUUUUCUGUUAGGGGUGAAAACAUGGACCUUGAGCUGCGCUAGUACGAGAUCAUAAGCAUUAAUUUUGAUCUGCAAACGUGAGACUCAUCCCAUUAAAGCGCAAGAGCUGGCGUGUACAACUCAAAAGGAGACUUUUUUUUGUAUUUGUAGGAUGUGGACAGUGACAGUGGCUCGGGUGGAGAGUACAUCGAACCAGAAGGAGAUGAGGUUUUCAGUCAUCAUGGAGAUGGUGAGUUUAUUUUAUUCUUUGUUGUUUAAAAAAAAAACUGCUGUGAUACAUCUAUAGUUAAUGAUAAGCAAUAAUUUGAAUUUUUAUUUUUCCUUUAUUUUCUAGAAUCACACAAUAAGGAGGUUCCUAAUGUUCCACUUGGCCUGGUAAGAUAUGUUAAUUUUCAUAAAUAAGACAUUUACCAGAUGGUAAAUGCAGUAAGUAUAUGGAAUAGAACGCCUGAGGCACAAGCUUGGAAAGACUUUGUAAUUGAGGAUCUGUAUUUUAAAGCUUGAUAUUAAGAAUUGUAAUGAAUGAAUGAACUCUUUUCUUUUCGCUGUAAACAAAAGCUUUUCGUAGCCAGAAGUAUCCUAAUUUGUUGUGUGUCUGUCUACAAUAAAUUAUUAUAAUGUUGUAAUUAUUAUUACAUCUUAUCACUGCAUGGAUUUUAUCAACAGAUCCAGGCCCUGUUUUCAGCCUUUUAGGACGGGUAUCUCUCACACUUCAGCUUUUUUUGAAAUCUUUUAUUCUCUGUAUCACUUAAGGUUGCGCAGCUAAGAGCAGGUUUGAAUGGAAGCAUCUCCAGAAAGCCUUUUAAUAGUCCAGCUCAUGGUCAGUCACCUGUGCAGGUCAGUCAAGCCAUUUUAUUCCCAGUCAAGUGUCUUAAUUUAGUGAAAGUAUACUACUGAAAAGGUUUCAUUUGAAUGGUUACACCACAAUUAUUUAUGCUCAUGAAUGUUGGGUUUAAAAUUGCUGCAGGUCGACAAUUAUUAUAUCUCUCAGCGAUAUUUAAGCAUUGUCCAGGAAAAAACCGUAACUGUUUCCUAAUAUCACAAGUUCUAAGAGAGCUGGCUUUUAGAGGGGUUUUGGGUCAUGCAUACCCAGAAAAUCUUUGAAUGAUUCUUUGAUUCAGUAGAUUUUAUUUUCUAUUUACUGGUAAUUCCAUCUUUUUAAUGUUUAAUUUUCUGUAGAAAAUAGUUAAGGUGGGCUGCAUAUGUUCAUGAUAUUUAAAAGUGUAAUAAUUAAAUGCCCAAGUGUACAAAAUUAAGAUCACUAGUGUCAUUGAUGGAUGGAUGCAGUUUCAGUCUAAUAACUUGAUCCAUUGGUAGAUCUCUGUGAUUGUAUGGCUCUGAUCUGCAGGGUUCUAGCCUGAGAAAACAGCCAACAUUCUAUGACACCACCUCUGUUUUCCCCACAAAAUGAUGUCUGAGAAACAAGCAUGGAAUUUCCAUGCUGAUGAAAUGGCAUGACCAAUCAGCAGUACAACAGUACAAUCAACCAGAUCUAGGUAGUGACAGGUCAUCACUACAUGGAAUUUCUGUUGCACAGUCUUUCCUCAGACGUCAUUUCGCAGACUUGAGAAAGCAGUGUUGGCGUCGCAGUAUGUCAGCUGUUUUCUCAGGCUACAAGGUUCUUUCUGCUUAAUUUACAAUAUUUGUAUCUGAUCUUCUCUGCAAAGGUGGCAUUGAAAUUUUAAUGUUUGUGAUUCAGAGCUACUUCUUGACCGUUUGUAUUUUUGUAUGAACAUGAGUUUGAUUCCUUAUAUUGUUCACAUACAGUGUGUAUGGUAGCAAAUCUUAAUUUCUCGAAAUACUGGAAGUUUGUUUUCUAAGACUGCAUCGGUGAAUUAAGUUACCAAGUCAAAUGGGGCGCCAAAAAAAAAAAACAGACCCAAGGAUAUGUACUAUUUUUUUUUAAUUAAGUAUUCGAAAACUUUACUGACAAGAACACUGACGGCUGCUUUAUAAACGUACUUUGAAUUUUUAUAGCCUCUUACUGUCUCAAUUGCUUUUCUCUUCUUCGUUUGAGUCAUCAUUACAGCAGACAAACAUCCAGGAUUCUGCAGUAAUUCGAGCUCAGGCUUUUUCAGUUGCCCAGAAUGUUCCAAAAGUUAUGGCAACAAGGUGUCGUUCGAGUCCGACUCAUGUAGAAUACCUUUUGGGGGACCCCCUUUCUUGAAAAAGGGACCCCUAAAAUUACAGAAGAGGAUCCAUUUGACCCUCAUUGGCCAAUUUCUAAAAUAAACCCUGGUUAUGUACCGUCACAAAUAAAUGCCAAAUUUCAGCCUCUAGGCUCUUAAAUUACUAGGUUAUUUAAUUCGGGUUUUAACUGUAAUGCAUCCUUAAAAAAAAUGUAUUAAACUGAAGUAAAAACCGAUAACAAGUUAGUAUAACAUCCUGUGUUGGAGACUGUGUAAGGUGCUUUUGGUGCUUUACCCUGAAAUUUUGUUGUGUUUGCUUUAAGUUUAUUUCAUUUUCCACAUAAUUUUAUGAAAUUCUGUAGCAUUACUAAUCUUCAUGUAAUACCACAAAAUUAUUUUGUCUAUUACUGGUAUUAACUUUCCAUGGCAAGGAAGUUGUAUUACAUUUCAUAUCUGUUGGUCAAAAACUAUUUGACGUGCUAACAUUGGAAACUGAUAAUGUGUGAAGUUUAAAUGAGACUGAAUUUAUUAAUCCUCCAUCCCCUAAUUUCACCAUCCAUAGUGUCUCUUCACAUUGUCCUUCAUACAUUAUUUUCUUGAGGUCUCAUAAAGAAUAAUUCAUUAAAGAACCAAGACAAUUCAUUUUUGGUGCUUUUACUUCCUUGAAUCUCGUGACCUUUGUGAAGUUACAGUGAUAUUGUAUUGCAUUCAGAGGGGGAAGUUAGUCUCUGAUCACAAUCAGAACUUUGGGGGUGAAGCUGCAUGCAUGUGUGGUGAACAAGUCAUGACAAUAUUGACUUGGUUUUGCAAAGCCAAUAAAUUGAAUUUUUAAUGAAUUAUUUUGAAAUACGUGUGUUCAUCACAAAAAAAAAAUUGUAUAGUAGUCAAGCUACAUGUAAGUUGAGGCCUUAAGCUGUGAAACUGACAGUUUUGAGGUUCAAGCGAAACUUCUCUUUGUCUCUCUCUAAAUCAUUUUGGAUUGUUACUAGGUUUUAAGCAAACUCUGAAAGAUAAUCUUAGUAGUUUCUAACUUUAUCAGCCAAUGGAAAACUACAUGGAAGUACAUGUAGAUGAGGAAGUUAAUUGCUGCUCCAGGAUUUUAGUAAGAAACAGUUCUGUCUCUGCUUGAUCAAUAAACGGGAGGCUUGAUCUUAAACUUUUGAUCUCUGAUAAACUUUAAAGUAACUGGCAGAAGGCUGUAACAUGCUGUAACAGUUUCUCAUUUGUCUGACUUCAGACUCCACCAGUUGAUGAAGAAAUUUAUGACAUACCACCAGAAGAGGAAGAAGGUAUGUUUGUAUUGUUACAGUGUUUUCGUAGUUUAGCUUACCUUGAAAUUCAAUUGUUUAAGUCGUGACUAUGAGUCGUGGGUCAGCAUAUCGGUGGAGAAUUUAAUGUAGUUGCAGAUAUGCUGAUAAACAGUCGCUGAAGCAAAAAGUACAGUGUAAACCAAACGGCUAAUACAAUGAUGAAGUUUUCCUUCAUUCCUUAUUCAAAUGCGAUCAUAUAAAAUACGUUAAUAGGGAAAUUUUUAUUGACUGCAUUUGGUUCUUCAGUAAGUUUGGAGACUGUUACGUGAUUCGUGGGUUUCAUAACCUCUUGGCAAGCUUAUUAUCACCUUAGCUUUCAAUUAUAAUAAAAAAUACUAUGCGGCUUUCAAUGAGUUAAUAACAAUUUAAAGAAUUUUCGUUGUGGAUUGUGAAAUAAAACAGUGAUUAUCCUAAGCUUUGGAGAAACUGGGUUUUCAAGAAAAAAUAGCUAAUUAAAAGCGAAAAGCAUCUUCACGUGCGUGUUAUCUUUAAUUUAUUUUAAAGCUUGGAUAUGACUCGCUUAUCAGGAAGUUGCUCUUAUUUAGGAAGUCGCUUACCAUACAAAUCAAAGUAUGAAGUCUUUACGUCAAAGUCUGAAGUGGUUUAUAGAAAGAAUGCUCCGAGCUUUAUGGCUUAUUCAGUUAAAUAGACAACCUAUCAGCAUAAUUUAUUCUUUCACAAUGUUUUGAUUCAGUAAAUGCCUAAAUUGCUCCUCACGUUCCAGAAUUUAUUGUUAACUUUGCGCAUUUUGAACUUGGUACAAAUCACCGCGUGCAGUUGAGAUAAUUUUACUGAUAUUGUGCCGUAGUUUUAUUUAUUGACGACUUCAAUACACUUAAAGGUCAUUUCUUUUCCUGCUAAUAUUGUCUUUGGCUUUAUUCGUAAGAAUAUUAAGUACUUAUUUGCUAUUAAUCAUAGCAGGAAUCGAGCUUUUUCAACAUUCAGUGCGUUAAAUAUCAACUCGUUUUGGGUCCAUUUAUAGAACGCUAAUUAGCUUAAAUUCUUUGUUCUGCUAUCUUUUCAUCACAUAAAUCAUUAUAUUUAUUAAGCUUAUGUUGUUAUUUUUUUAGUUUAUGAAGAACCAAGCGACGACUCUGGAUCAGGUAGGAUUCAAAUAAACCUGUAAUUAAGACUGUUUGGCAGCCUUUACAAUCUGAACUGAAUUCUCGUCUUCAAAGCAUAUACCCUGUUCCAUCUCUCAAUAUGAAGUAGAUUUCAGCCAAGCCACAACCAAUGACCACAAAAGUCUUAAAGCUGAGAAUAGAAAACUUAUUCAACCGACUCUUAGCCGGUUGUCUUAAUUUUAAAUACGUUUAAUUAUCUUUGAUUUAUUUUAAGCUUAUUUUCUUCCUUUUUAAGUCCUUCUCUCCUUCUUUUUCUCUUCCCUCUGUUUGUUGGCUUAAUGAAAAUUUAGCCUAACAUGUACAGUACUAAAACCGAUAGACCCUAAGAUCUUAUGAGCUUGUUUUAUUGGGCGCUUUCCAUUUACCAAGAAAAUUCCGGGAACACACGUUUUCCUGGACGUUCCACUGAAAAGUUCCCGGGACUCAAGUGGAAUUUUGAAAAGGUGGUCCUGUUUACCCGUUGGAAAUUUUCCGGUGAAAAAGCAUGUUCCAUUUACGAGGUUUCACAAGGAAUCUGUGCCACCAUCUUGAAUUUUGGUGACAAGAGCAUAAUCGAAUGGAACUUGUGUCAAAUGGAACACGUUCUUCACUCGUUCUUGACGCAUGUUUCCCGCCAAAAAUGCUCGGUACCUUAAAUGCGAUAUUUAACAUUGGCUUACAUACAGUAUGCGGAUGGCCGACGACGACCCGAAAAUGACGUCACAAUGUUCAAAACUCAAGUGGAACCGCGAGCGAAUGGUUUCACUGCAAAGUUCUUCCGCCGGCAGUGCUCGACACUAAUUUUUUUGGACACUAGGCAUUGGGCAAGUGAGUUUAAGAAAUCACUAGCCCACGAGGAAAAGCCACUGGUCCAAGAGGAAUUGAAGUGGUUCGAAACUUUACAAGUGUCAGAUACUUGUAAAGUUUCAAAUUUUGUAGCCUGUACUAGGCCAGGGUUCAGAACUUUUUUGACUCUUUAUCGAGUCCAAAUAGAAAUCUUCCGUUCUGUGACAAAAGUAGAGUUCGAAUUUGCUUAUCACUACUGUUCGAGUCCAUACAAGUUCCACAGUAUGAAUCGCAACCAAGGAUAUGUUUUCUUCUAACUUGGUUGAAAACGUCUCGACCGCUUAUCGCACUUCUUUUUCUCUUCAUGCUGUGUGUGGUCCUUCGGUAAACAAUGAAAAUCUGCUUCAGCAUCAUUGGCUGUUAAAGGGCACUUUCUCGAAAAAGGAUAGAAAAAGCUUUUUCAUUCUUGCGGUGAAUGUAUGCGAAUAAAUUCCUAGAUGAACUACGGCGGCUCUCACCCAUGGCCAGGCCCCUACUUUAUUGAGUGACACGGAAACAAGGACGUAAUUCCAUUUCCAGCAUGGCAUCCGUGCUGCGGCUGGAGUCAAUCCUACGAUAUCUCCAUGGCAUGGAGAGCAGUCCGUUGGCUUACAUGUACAGCAAGGAGGCCAAAAGUGUGACCUCCUUUAAUUAACUCACAUUCUUUCAUGCAGACAUUAACCAAUCAGAAGUUAAGGACAGUUUCCAGCUGGGAAUGUGAAUAAAUCAUUAAGCGGUCGCACUUUUGGGUUCCUUGCUGUAAUACUCAAGCUAUAGAAACUAACUACUGGUGAAGCGUUUUAAGGAAAGAACUUCCCAAGGUAAAGAGUUGUAUUAACAACUGCGUCGCUGAGUGUAGGUGGGUGCCCGGGAUGUCCAGGGGCUUCCACCUUUGGCACAGCCAGCCCCUAGACAGAGUUACGCGCCCAUGGCUGCAAACCCGCGCCCUCCAGCCUUGAGCCCCCACGCCAAUGGAACCAGGCACCCGUCACACUGAUUGAACAGUGGAAGAAUUAAGUGGGGGGAGGGAUUGGGUAAAAGAAUGAUCCACAGGCUAAACGAAGAGAAUGGCCGCCACGAAAACACUGUACUGAGCACAUGGAGACGAUGCAAGCAAGGCUGACCGCGCUUGAGCCAAACGACUGACCGCUGGCCACGCUCGCGCUCCUUGUUGUGAACUCUGUUAAAUAAAUAUUUAAUAUUUAACCUCAUGAAAAUUUAUUUUUUCCGCUAAACUAACGGACCUAGGGGUUAGUAGGAGCACAUUUUUACUCGCCCAGCGUUAAGUUUCCCUAGUCGUGGCCGCUUAGUGGACUAGCGUUAGUGUCGAGCACUUGUGUACGUUUCGACGUCAUAUCUAUGGUCAAUAAGGGUACAAACCAUGGAAAGUUGUUGAUUUGUUUUUGACGUCCAUGUCUCGGAAAAUCUCGCCCGCAAUAAAGAGAAAAGCAAAUUGCGUCACCAUCACUCAUUGUGAAAACUACCUUUGCUAUUCGCUGGUUUUGGACUGCGCGUUUCUCACCACGCAUAACAAAAUAGAAGCCUUGGAAAAGAGCUCCUACAGUAACGUUACUGAAAUUAGGUUGAUCAAAGAGAAAAGUUGAAAGGUUUAGAGAACAGUCUUUCUUAGUUGGCCAGUGGAAUUACCUGAUCUGCUUUCAGAACUGUAUAGUCUCCAUCUCUUUCCAUUGGAUAAUCAAUUUUUCUUUACUCCUGAGGUACUCUCAACUAAUGCACUCUAAUGUACGUUGCAGGCAUUGUAGUCCGCCCCAUGUCUAAAUCGAAACUGAUCAGGUGCCCAUCUGAAACAUCAGGAGAAUAUAUUGAUGCUAGGGUAAGUUUACAAUACAGUAAAAACCCGCGAGUAAGAAUCUACAUUUUCUGGAGUUAGCCUAAACAGGUUCUUAUUUAAAAGGUAGUUAACACAAUUUUAGGCUAUUUAGGUUCUUAAAUAGGUUCUUAUUCCUGCCAAAAAAAAAAAAAAAAAAAAAAAAAAGCUACAAAACAAGAUGGCAAUCAGCCUCUUGCACUUUAUUUUUUUAUUACAUCAAUAAAUUAGCACUUUUAUUUGCACAGCAAUGCCAAGCUCCUCAUUCGCCAGACAGGAUUCUUGCACAGCUUUGCAGCUGCAUUUCACUAAUAUGAUUUUAAAAAAUAAGAACCUGUUCUUCAUUGUCUAGGCUAAGUAGGUUCUUGUUUAUGGGGGUAUAAAUGGCAAAUUUUAGGCUCACAGGUUCUUAAUUUUCAGGUUCUUACUUGCGGGUUUUUACUGUAUGUAGGAGGGAGUAUAAUCUCUGCCCCACACGCCCACUUGCACCCCAAACCCGGCGGAAGAAUGCCAGAACCUAGCAAAAUACUUGAGAGCUAAAAAAGCCAAAUGAAACCACUUAAGUAGAAUUUUUGUCUAUUGCAUAGAUAUACAGUCUAGUGUAAAAUACAGGGUGUUACCAUUGGUUUGUUUUGAAAAAUAUUGUUCAACAGCAUUUCUUUAUUCGUUUAUUUAAACACUCUAAUAAUGAUAUAUUUUUGUUGUUGUUGUUUCUUCAGCCUCCAACGUGCAGCGACGAGGAUAUAGGUACUGGAUCAGUUUUAGUAAAUAUUAACAACUGACUUGAAAUUAUUAAGAAUAAGUGUACGGCUGACGCUUUUUUCCGAUGUCUUUUUCAGUUUAAAGUUAAAGCUGAUCUCUGUCUUUUUUAAAUUAUAGGUCCUAGUCCUCUUCCCCCUGCUCGGCCACCAAAGCCAGGUCCAAAGGUCAUCAAGCCACCUCCCAUGCGGCAGCCUCCACCCCCCAGAGAACCGGUUUGUAAUCUCGUAUUGUUUUAAAAUUCUUAACUUAAAGAGAUUCAGUGUCGACUGGAGGCAACGACAACAAUCUUUAUUUGGACUGUAACUUGUGAAAUAAAUAAAUAGAAUUCCUAUUUAAGGUACAUACAGUAGCUGGCCAGGCAAAGUACUGAUUUAGUUGGUUGACAACCAUUCAGUCUCUCAGAAAAGAGGCUUAUAAAAUAUAUGAAAUAAACGAAAUUAUACGCAUUUUUCUCGUUUCAUCACAAUAGAGACUUACAGCAACUAAAGCGUUCACCACCUGUAGCGGUUACAGAUUGUAAUGGGAAGGAAGUCUAUCUUUUCUCUCUUUUAAUGCUCUUUCUCUCCAUAACGUCAUUCCAGAAACUAUAAAGGGAAUGGGUUCAAGCUUUCAGCGCAACGAAUUUGGGAUUGUUUGGGCGGACUUGCGUUGCUUAUGAUUGGGUAAUGGUUUCCUUGAAUACCAUCGACCAAUCAUAACUCACGCUUGUCUAUCCCAACGACCCCAGAAGUCACUGCAACUAAAGCUUGUACCCAUUUUCCCUAGAGUUUCUAAAGUGAGGAAUAGCAGAGAGUCGUGAGGAGAAAAGCUUUUUGAAGUUGUUGAGUUAAACAGAAACGUUCCACCCGGCUAAUACCAAGCUUUAGGUUGUUGUUCAUGACGACUGAGACAUCAACGAGUUUGCUAGUGACUACUCUGUCCUGUGAGCUGCAAUGCAGAGGCGUUCGCUUGGCACAAAUGUCACAAAUAAAAGACUGAAAAUGAAUGUAAACGUAACCAUAAACCAACGUGGCAUUAAAAUACCGUCCAGACGCUGACUCGUCCCAGUCGUCUCUCUCCAUCUCUCCUUGGUGGCCCGAGGGGUGUGAUGGGGACGAGUCAGGUCCAGACGGAUUUAUUUGCGGGAGAGUCAGGUCACGCCAUUUUUAGGCGAUUUCAGUACUUAACAGAUAGAAUGAAAUAUCAAAAAAACUGCUUCAAAUUGUAGAAGAACACAAAAGAUAUACAGAAAGGAGAAAACGAAGCACGGGUGGUUCGAAAGGAGAAGAUUAAAAUUGUUGAUAUAUGAAGAUGUGACUCGAUCACGACUAUAAGCCGUUUGUAUGUGUACUACAUAGUCUAUAUGUAUUACGUUGCAGGAAAUAUAUGAUGAAGUACCAGAAGACGACCAGCCAGGUUGUUCACAAGUCAUUGAAGAAUAUGAACCAUACCCACAAAAUGAGCAGCCGGGGAAUUCACAUGUUGUCGAAGAAUAUGAACCAUUUGAACCACCGAUUGGUAGCUCUUACGCCGAUCAAGAAACUUAUGAAAUUCCACAAAAUGAAUCACAAGAAACUUAUGAGAUUCCCGAACAAUCGGGACAGCCGGAACCGGAAACAUAUGAGAUACCUGAACCAGAACCAGGUAGUUAUGAUGGUAGUAGUUAGUAAGUAAGAAUAGUAAGUGAGAAUGGACGAAAAUACAUUUAAUGAGUUACAAAUCAGUUAUCUAGAAAUGCGUGGUAUCGCAGAACCUCGCGAAGCUCGGGGAGGGCGAGAGAAGAAAUGUAGUAAAAUGUGUAACAGGGGAGGGGGGGGGGGGCAGGUUUGAACACCAGCUUUAAUAUUGGAAGUUGAAAUGUACGCUGUACUCAAUCUCCUUUUGGCUAUAGUAAAUUCAAACCCUGUGCCCUGGCUUGAAAAAGGAUCUGGGAUCUAAAUGGGGUUGCUGUUGUUAAGGAAGGGUAGCCAAAGUUGCCUAGGUCUCGUGUUCACCCCAUUUGACCCUCCUACAUGUGUAGUUAUUGUCAAAAGGUUUUAAUAACAUAAAUUAAAGGAGCUUUUUCGUCUCGAAAUUCAAACUAUGGGAACUGCUAACAAAUUGGGUGAAACAUUAAAAUAACCGCGGAAAACGAUUGAAGAAGGUAUAAAUGAAACAGCAAAUACCAAAGGAGGUAUGGAUUGACAAACUCCAAGAAGAUUUUAAAAGGCGAAUUGCAAUUGUGCUUUUUGAGGACUUGUUAGCCUAUCAGUUUGCCAAAGUUCAUUUUUGUUGUUUGAAGUAUUGCCUGCGCGGGAGACAUAUUUGUUUGACACGAAUCUGUGAUUUUGUCAUUCACAGUAAUUUCUCAAGUUUCAUAGCGAAUAAGGACGUGUUAUUGGCAUUAUUAACAAAGUGAACUAGUCAGCCAUGACACAGACACUUGAAAAUAAGCUAGAAAGAAUGCACAAAAGCAAUUGUUGACGGUGAUGAUUAUGAUUAAAUAUCAUGAUUAUAAUAUGAUGUUGGUGACAAUGAAAACGGUAACAUACAAAUGACGAUGGUGAUGAUAAAUGAGGAGGUAAUUCAUUUGAAUAGUAACACUAUUGAGUUUUUAUUCAAAAACUCGCGACUUAGACCCUGUUUACGUGGAGUGGAGGUCCCAGUUUUAGUGGGGUAGGUUUCUUUUGUUUUGUUUCCCCCAGAGCGUGAAAACAAAAGAAACCAACCCCACUAGACCGGGGUCCCCCACUCCAUGUAAACAGGCCCUUAGAAAACCAAAUGUGACGUUAAGGGCAAAGAGUCCCAGUUUGUACCAGUUUAUGUUAUAAUUAAGAUAGCAUGGAGGAUCUAGCUGAUGUGUCAGUUACAUCUCAUGUCGCCAUUUUUUAUUCUUGUAAUAAAAAUAUCGAGAUUUAGAGUCGCGUUUAUGGCUAACGGCAAACGUGAAUUUGUACGACGUGGUGAGGUUUUCACUUAACUUGUGCUUCAGUUACUGUUCACUACUUCUACUUCAAAAUCAGUAGCUUUACGUUAGUUUUGUCAAUAACAAUUGUCUUGCACAGUUUUAAACUUAAUCUUGAAUCUAAAUCUCUCCAUUGUUAACUUGGAAAACUCUUGUUAGCUCUGCCAGCACGCCCUCCACCGAGAGAAAAAGGAUGGAACCCUUUAAGAAAGUUAUCAUUUACUGAAAAAGCCGCAAAACCACUUCCAAAGGAACCAGUCAAACCAGGUACGAGUUAGCCAUUUGCUUCAACUUUUAAAGUAGCAAUUAAAAAAAAUAAUGAAGUUGCUGUCGCCGGCGAUCGGACUGGGCGGGGAGGGGGGUGGGGGAAUUUUUUUUUUUUCCGAGCUCUGUAAUUCUCACCCCAUGUUUCAAUUGUCACUGAACUGUUGUUACUUUGUUUCUAUAGCCAAACCCAUGCCAGCGCCUAACAAACCUCAUAUCAGUCCAAAGCCAGGAGCACAGAAGGCUACUUCUGUGAAAAAAACACCAGAACAACAGCCUAGAGGAUCAAGGCUGUAUCCCAGUCCCAAUAGUACAGGUAUUUGCUUGAUAAGUGUUAACAGAGAGGAGAAGAGUGACGUCACAUUGCCAUGGUAGCAACAUUUCUGGAUCACAACAAUGAGGAACUUAAGCAACGACGACGGCGACGGCAACAAGAACGGCAAAAAAGCAAUCGGCUUAUAUUAUUAGCAAAACAACAACUUUGCACGUGCAUCAUGCUUUUUUUGUACAUUUCUUAGCCGUCGUUGCAAGUCUGCGACAUAGAACUUCUUAAUUUCACGCGCCCGCUUUAUGGAGUUGGCGAACGCCGCACAAAAUUAUCUUUUUCGUUUUCUUAACCAGAUCCUUUCGGAUUCAGCCCUAGACAAUUUCGCCAAGAUUUUACAAAUUGAAUGAAAUUGAGUAAGAUCGAUGAAGUUUUAAACAGUGCGAAUUCGCUGUUUAAGUGAUGUUUUCGGUUUGUUGUCAUCCAGAAAUUUUGCCACCAUGGCAACGUGACGUAACGACUUCUCUCUAUUCUAUUCGCCACUUUAAAAACGAGAAGAAAACUGGGUCGAGUUAACUUUCGCAAAGACUUCUUGGACUGUUACUAGGGACAGGGAAAAAAAUUGACCAAUAACUGAUCGACGCAUCCCUAGUAACAAUCCCAGAAACUAUUGCGGGCCGCAUACUGGUUCCAGUUUCUAAGGUGACGAAUACAUUGCUGGUUAGCGUUAGAUAACAUCGAGUGAAGCCAGAUUAGACACCUUAUGAAUUUUACACAAGGCAUUAUUUCCAUAAUGAGACGAGACUGGAAUGUAGAAUGAAGCUAGAAUAGCUGAAGAAACCAAAACUACGGAGCUCCAGUUAUGGAGAGAACACAGUAGAGAGUUAAGUACUGAUCUGAAAACAGUUAGCUUUCAAAUAUUGUAAUGGGGUACGGCUUAAGAACAUGUAUAUUUUAAAAAUUACUGGAUUUGGCAGCUAUUCCUCGAUGGUGUAGUGGAUGUGGAUGUAGGCUAUAAAGCAAGUGACCCGGGUUCAAAGCAUCACAGUGGAGUUUUUCUAUUUCACUUUUAUAUUACACAGUAAAGUUGGACUUAAGUUGUUCUUCAUGUAAUUUUACUGAAAGAAACAAUCUGACUUCAGCCGAUGUUAGCUAAUGCUAACCUACAUUGCUGCCUGGUAGGAUCUGCUUGGGUAUACCAGGGUAUACCAGGGUAUACCAUGGUGUGCUACGUACAGACUAUCACUCCCUGAUAGGUUGAACAUAACAAUAGCUCAAAUAACACGUUCCAUAGCUCAAAAGGGCUCUGUCACGCUAUUUUCUGUCCUUGUAAAAAGCUUAAAGGUCAAAUGAACUAAAAAAUUGAAAUAUUUUCUUUUGUCGCUUUACCUUCACCAAACACUAAAAAGAAACAUCUUAAGUGAGAUUUGGGUAAAGAUUUUUCUUCCCAAGCCUUUAUAGAAAGAUAAAAGAUCAAAAUCCGAGCAUUUCCGAAGACUUCACGAAAACGUUUCUGAAAUGGCCGCGUGAUAGGCUGGAGACUACGUGACGUCAAUGUUGGUCUUUCAGGGAGGAAAAACGUUCUGCGCAAGCUUGUGCCAGGGCGGAUAACCUUUAUCCGCCCUGCUUCUGUGCAUCCCUUAUCGCCUGCGUUUGUUUGUCUCGUUCUGUGAGAGUUUUGACUGAGACUGAAUAAAAUGCACGAGGUGCGAACGUUUGCUCCUUGUAAAGGCUUUUUUGUUUUUGUUGUUGUCGUUUUUUCGUCACUUGAAAAUUACUUGGGAUUCAGAACAACCAAUGUUAGAGUAAAAACAGGUCAUUACGUCAGUCUGAGGUGGAAUAAAACGUUUUGAACAUUUCCAAACAGGUUUGUAUUUUUCUGAUUCGAUUUGUGACUUGAUUUUGUGUCCAGUGCUUCGCCUUCUUUCGCCGGGUUGAAUUAAAACCUGCUUGUAUUCUGUUAUUAGUAGUUAUGGUUACUUUUUUUAUAUGCCCAGAUUUAUUUACCUUUGCAGAACCAGCUUUAUCCUUGUCUUCACUGAGUCAAAGAUUCGUAACGGCUAACGCAUGCGAGUGAACAACCUUGUGCGCUUUUUAAGCUUUUAAGUUUUAACUAUGAAACUUUCUCGGAACUUUAGAAGGCCAGCAAGCUUACUCGCGAAGAAAAGACUACUUCGAUCAUUUUCUGUUGCUCAAGUAAUAAUAGUCAGAGUUUUUUCCUUUAGUUUUUUUAGUUUUAAUUACAUAGUUUUGUUAUCUUUCUGUACGCAAAUCUUCCUUUCAUUCGCUUUGAAGUAGUGGAGAAUCUGGAAAACGACAACUGCCGGCAGUGACUCCAAAACAAUCGACUCUUUGCCUGUAAACAAUUGCUGGAGCUGGAUUUGACUGAAGCGAGCAAAACAAAUCCUUAUGUGCAGUUUUCUGUAUUUUCUAAUAAUUCAUUUUGCUGAGUUUAAUUUGCUUGAAUGAAGACCCUCGCGUGGACCAGUUUUUAAAUAUAGCUAAAUGGUGAAUCAUGGAUUGGGUGCGAAGCUUGCAACUCAUCUUUUGCUUUUAAGAUCUUUAGGUAGGUUAUUUUGCACAGAAAAUUCACUUCUUCAUUGUCAGCGGGUAUAAGAGCCUUAAGCCUUAUGUUUUUUUGAAUGGAAAUUUGUUGUUUUGCAACCUUAUCACUGAAGCUUUUUUUUAGUUCUCUUAAGCUGAAUUUUAUGCAUGAUGGAAUUGUUCUUUGCUUUCGCCUCUCUUUGCGAGCUAAAAGUGGCGUCUAUGGUCCUUAAAGUGACCUCGGUCGGUAAUUGAAUCAUAGACAUAACUGGAGAGAAGUUUUCGCAAUAAUGUAACUUCAACUUUGUUUGAAGGAAAUCUUACUUGGUUUUUGACAGGUGUUAUGCAUGUUCAACUUGACAACACAAAGGAAACUUUAUCUGUGCGAAACGAUCAAGUUUAAAAAACUGUAGUUGCUUUGAAACCGAUUUUGGGAAAGAUUUUACUAGAUAAAGAUUAACUCUUUUUCUGCCAACAUAUCAACGCCAAAACUUCUACAUUGAGGAUUUUGUUUAUAUUUUAGUGCUUUGCGAAGCGCAAGUGUCCGAUCGAGCCUGGGUUUUAAAAUAUCAGCUCGAGUGCGACAAAGUUCAAUAACUUCAAAAACAUUUUGGGCAAGCGUGAAUUUCUUUGGACAAAUCACUAUACAAAGAUAUUUUGUUUUUGUGUCCACAGUGGAGCUCCGGACCUUAUAUAUCCAGAAACGUCCUAAAAUGAACACAUUUGUGAAUUCAUUUUGAAAAAAAUCGGACCUAUGCACGCACAUUUCCAGUACAGUGCAAGGAAAUUAAUGCCGUUGUGAAAGUCUAUUUUACUAUGAUGUAUUCUUCGAGAAAUUUAAAUAAUAAGGUUAUAACCACAGCUUGUAACUUUUGAAGACAAAUUGCUUGCUCUUUCUAGGUUUAUGGCCGCACAAACCACCACAAUUUCUGCGCCAAGUCGACUCGAAAAACACUGUAUUGAAUUUCCCGCUUUUUUCAGCUGACCAACAUUGACGUCACAAACUGUUCUUAACGACAAUUUUUCCGACCGCUCUACGAAGAUAAGGGCCAAAAAAUAACAAUUUUUAAUUGCAAAUAUCUCAGAGAUGCUUGCUUCAAUUGAGCUGAAACUUCAUAGUUUGUUUAUUCGGUUCAUAUUUCACUAGAAUUGAACUAAAAUAAAAAAUGUCGAAUUUUUGGUUCAUUUGACCUUUAAACGUGUCUGUGCUUUCUCAUCCGAAAUCGAUACUAUAAUAGUACUCGCUUAAAAGAAUAAAGCGCGCCCUAAGCAAAGGCGUGUAUUGUGAUUCACGCGAGUACUUGGGGGAUUUCUCGUGCUACUGCCCUUUAAACCUUAACUUCCAGAUGUUAACUCUGACGCCUUUAACAACGGAGCACCGCGCAUUCAUUUAUGAACUAAAAAGUGAUAUAUCACUAGUAGCUGGCAGACCAAGGGGACAUAUUUGAUAUUUAGAAUCAUGCGAAAGUGAGCUAAAGUUGGUUUGCGUACAUUUACGUUCAUCCUUAAGUCUAUCCUCUUGAUUUCUAGGACCCAUAAAACUUCCUGCAGCGAGAGGACCAUCAUCGCACGUGCUGUCUCCGCCUUCGCCGAAGCCAGGUAAUUCUCAACAUACGCCUCCAACUGCUCCAGCGAAGAAAGAAGAAAACAAUAACAUUACCAACAGCAACACUCAAUCUUCAAGGUAUGAUUCAUGUACAGGAUCCUGACCAAGACUAGUCUGCUACACAGCCGUUUUUAGAGUCGUCACGCAACGGCGUGUCGUUGCGUGACGACACUAAAAACGGCUGUGUAGCAGACUAGACCAAGACUUGAGAGUUUGAAAAGUAGUGUAUUGUAAACGUGUAAUACAGUCGAACAGCCCAUCAGCAGAGAUCCUGAGACCAGAGAAAGUGUCUGCUUAGAAGGAUUUCAGCCUAAGACAGGUUAAACAUCCAGUGUUUGUAUGUCACCUAGUCUGCGCUAGCAUUCCCUCAGGAUUGUCGCGUGCGCUGGGAUGUUACGUGCGAGCAAGCGAGGCAAACGCGCGAAGGAGAAGACGAAGGAGGGACGACAACAGUCCAUUUCCGGGUUUCAAAUUUCUCACUUUCAAAACGAGGCUAAGUGCAAAACUUUUCUUGCGAUAAUGAGUUUCAUUUGCAUGAGAAUAAAAAAUAAUUUUCAUAUCAAUAGCUUUCCACAUAACUUCGCUUUAAUAAUAAUAAUAAGUAAUGGUAACAGGACUGAGUGGAGUCCAAUUCGGUCUGUAAUCAUACGAGUGAUUAAAUUUCCGACGAGCAUCGCCACCCCUUUUAUAUGCGGAGUCCACCCCCCCGGGGGUGCGAAUUAUUUAGGAAGAUUUUGUAAUUUUCAUUCUUUCCUUCUUUCAGGAUCUCAAUGCUCGGAGGGCCCACAUCUGCGGCCGAAGACUCACCACCCCCACCACCCCCUCCUAGACCAGGGUCUAAAACAGCUGCUAAUAAGGUAUGCCUCGUGGUAGUCAUGGUGCAGUCAACAAUUUUCCACGCAAGUUUAGACAUUUGAAUCACCGCAGAUAGCAAAUUGGAGUCAUAUUACGAAAAUCGCAGUCGAAUUAAUCUGGGGCUUCAUGUGGUCUCUGAAGGUGUUUUUUUUCGCACUGUUUUUAGUCUCAGACCCGCUAUUUAACUUGAGAGAGUUUAAGUGAAGGCGUUUUUGAGUUACGCUCGUCAACUAGAAGUGGACUUUUGUAUUCUUGGGCAGUGGUUUUACCCAUCAUACUACUACAUGAGAAAUUUCUGCAGUUUGAUUGGCUUAUAACAGUGGUAUUUCGGCUUAAUUUGAAAUUCCCAGAGAUGAAAAUUACAAACCUUUUGCGGGUAGUAGUAUAAACAAAUAAUAGCGUGAUUUGUACAUGAUAUUUGGCAUAAAUACCACUAGUGAUAUCUCAAAAUUGUCUCAAAUUUCACUCGCCUAACGGCUCGUGAAAUUACGUACAACAAUUUUGAAAUAUCACUUGUGGUAUUUAUGUCAAAUAUCAUUACUAAUCAUGCUAUUACUUAUACAAAUCUUAAGCAAAUAGUCGUUAUGAUAGUAAAGACACUUAACAGUUAAAAUUUGGUAGCGUCAAGGCACUCUAAAAUGGAAAACGCCUUGCGUCCGGUUGGCUUGGGUAGCUCAAAAACGUCUUUGUUUAAACUCUGUUUUGUCUGUCUAGAACAGUGCGCUUUUGUGUGGUAAAAUCGCGCAAUCUGAUUCGUUCAAUGAGUUUGUCGAUGAUUGCCUGCUGAUCGUCGUCGGCGUCUGUUACGUACACAAGACUCUGCGGAAAGUGCCCAUCACCCCUCCCUUAGUCAAACAUUUUGCCUUAAGUGAGAAAUUAGUAUUUUUAACGUUGUAUUAGGGGAGGGAUGGUUUGGCAAUUUCCUGGAAUGUUAUACUUAAUCUCUUACUCAAAGAUUUUCUUCUUCCUCUUUUUGUUGCCUUCAUUGAUUUCUUGUUCCUUUUUCUUCGACCCGAAUGGAUAUUUUUUCUUUCUUUACUUCUUCUGCCAUUCUUCUUGGCAGCUGAACAGUCAGACACAGCGGUGGUACGAAAAUAAACCAUUCAACUGUAUUUUUUUCACAGCCUCCUCCUACGAAGCCCUCAAGACUAAGGUUUGUUUUGAAACUUAAUAUAGUUGCAUUUUUUCUUGUCUGAUCAAUCAUAAAGACAAUGAGUAUGCCGUGAAUUUUAUUAGUAAGGACCCUGUUUUUUAGGAAUCAUGCCCAAUUUUACUAUUAUUAUCUAUUUCAAUUUUGAAAAACUGUAUGAUUUUUAUUGUAAUCCUAAACGUGAGCUUUCGGCUUUUUCUAUUAAAUUUUCUUGGAUGCAAUUCAUUCCGUAUUCAUAUAGAGAUCGUUAGUAAAAAUGUAAUAGGGAUUGUGGCCAAUGUACAGCAAGCCAGCUGUUAUGAAAGGGUCAGGCUACGGAAUUUGACUGAAAUACAGUGCGGGUUUCAGAAAACGUUAACGGGUUACGGGAUUUGAUUGCUUCUGGGGAAACGGGAUUCUCCGAAAUUUCGGCAUGGAUACAGGAUUGGGAAAGAAAACGAUAUUCGGGAUUUCGUUGACAGAGGUACGGGACGCGGGAUUCUCAUGUGUAGGAGUGGGAAUGCGCGCUGGAUCAGGACCCCCGUUCCAGACCUGAACCCAGUUGUUCAAAGGCCGAUUAGCGCUAACCUGAGGUUAAAUUUUAAUCCGGGUUUAUUUUUCUCGAUUAUUUUUAGAGCAUUCAAUUAACGAAUUUAUCACGAUUCAGAUUGUAGUUGUAAGGGUGAUUAAUGUGUUCUUGCUUUUAUUGUUGUCUCUUCAGCGAUUCAAGCAAACCAGGUAAAGGAAUUUUUCAAUUCAUCCUGUACUGAAAAUAACCAGUGAUUUUGCAAAGGUGGUACACAUAUGCUUGGGGCGGGGAAGGUGAUGAGUAUCGCAAGUAUUUGGAGCCGGAGUGAAAUUCUGCUUAAUUUCUCGAUUGUCUGGGAUUUUCCGAUAUACGGAAACCAAGCUCUUACAAUUUUUUUGCUUGUCUUAUUUUGUGUUGUAGACGAACCUACAAGUCCGCCCAAGGGUCUUCGUCCUCUUCCAUCACAACCAAAGGUAAGGUCCCAGUCUUUGUGUUAAGUAAGGUCCUCAGGGGCGGAUCCAGGAUUUUUCCUAGGAGAGGGAGAAACUCUGAGGGAUGGCGUAAAAUGCCGGUGACGUAAACAAAUUUUAAAAGCGAAUACGAAGAAGAAGGCUUUUGACUAGGCAAUAACAUCAUAUGAACUGCCUUUACUUGCUUAAUCCGAUAUAAUCUCGCAAAAUUUUCAAAACUGCGCGCCAUUGCUCAUCCAUUGUUGGACAAACCAAAGAAAAGAAGUUUCCCGUGACGUCAUCCGUGCGUCUGUACUUUAAUAGGCUGAUUUAGCAACAAAAAAUUGAACGUCAGUUGACGACGGAAAAGUGCAUUUAAAGGAGUCGCCCAAGUGCCGCUCUCCCAUUGUUCAAGCAAGUUCUUUGUAUUUGCGCGCGCUGUCAUCAACUGACCUUCCCGUUCUGUUGCUAAAUCAGCCUAUCAGAUCAUGGGCAACGACCGAUCACAGGGCGCGUAGCAUGUGCUUCAUUGUCUAAAGUCAGAUAAAAAAGGGGCACCUUUCAUUUUAUAAAUUUUAUUAUUAUCUCUAGUCACCUGUUGAUCAGCUGAAAACUUCUCCCUGGUUCCAUGGGCCUUUGGACAAGAAGGUAGCAGAAGAUGCCUUAAAAUCUUUCUCCAAGGUCUGUGUGCCUUUGUACUUUAAAAUGUUUCGUUUUAUUUUUCUUUUUUCUCGCCUGCGUUGCAGGCGCCGGUUGGUUGCGGGCGACAAGAGGAGCCCUGAGUCCUAAUCUUCAGAUUGCUAUUACGCAUGCACGGCACGUAUGUAGCCAGCUUCGUUUGGACUUCCACUUAGAAUAAGUGGGACGAAUAGAACGCGCGUUUGGUCCUUCUAGCGCUCGUAAUUUGUUCCUGCGGGCUUAGACCAUCUAUCACAUGAAACUUAUGCACAUCGUUGGAGCAAGAGCGUUUAAAUCUUCGAUCGUUCUCGCCUGCAUUCCGUAACCUUUCGUAUUUACUAGUUUUGACGUUAGUCUUCACAGAGUGCGGAGGGGAAAACGCGAGGCGAAGAGGGGGGCUCCUCUCCUUCUCUCCGUUCAUGCGCGCCGGCGCGCGUCCUCGAAAUCUCUCCUUUCGCCCUGAAAACACCGGCGCACGCAGGGUAUCUAUUUUUGCUCAUUUUUUUUUUCAUUUUCUUUUGUUAAAAUUCUGACCCUGGCGUUUUUGUAAUUGUUGUUGUUUUUGCUUCACAGGAUGGAGCGUUCAUUGUACGCAACAGUUCCAGGGAUCUCAACAAUUAUUCAAUGUCACUCUAUCUCAGAGGAAGUGUUCGGCAUCUUAGGUGACAAAAACAUUGCCUCUUUUUAUUUGUUUUCUUCUACGAUUUGCUUGUUCACCUUGCGGGCUGAACUGGACUCUAUACCAGCCCGUUCUCGUUAAACCAUGUUGGUUACAGUUACUCAAGCAAUGAGAGCUUUUGUUUGCGCCCUAUGCGCUAUUAUGCAUGAAAAUGACCCGUAAUGAUUAUAGUUAAGUGACACCUUACAGACUAUGUCUUAGGCGUGGCUUGGGUCAUUGCGGGUACCGCGAAACCACUUCAUUGCGUUGGAGGACUUGUGGACUAACUAGAAUUGGGAUUUAUCCUUAGCUACUAGCUUCACUUCUUUAACAUAAAAUCAUGCUUUGUCAAUGAGAUGGUGGUAGUUUCUAUGAGCUUAGACUAUGAGAAGUUUUUUGUUUUCGUCAGGGAGAGUAGGGCAAGAAACCGCGAUUUUCUGCCACCCUGGUAUACCUCUUUUGCUCUGCUGUUCACAAAGAUUUAAAUCCUGUGCUAUUGAAUCAUUUUUAAUUCUUCUCACGUUGCAGAAUACCUCGAACCAAGGAAAAAUUUGUACUUGGAGACAGUGGGAAAGUGGUAACGUUUUACUUUGUUUGUGUUUAUGUAUAAGUAAAGAAAAAAACCUCUCGGUGGAGAUAUGAUUAACUGAAAUACUGGACAACUGACUGACUAAAAGACCGAUUUUACUUAAGAGUCUUGUUAGCGAGAAACUUGCUGACGUGCCUACCAGUCGUGCCCAAUUGAAUGAAUGACUUAUGAUUGACUGAUUGAAUGACUCACUGACCAACCAACCGUUCUUUCGGUGUUCGUGUUAACGCCCUGCCAAGCUCUGGUUGUCGCUCUAAAUGCUACCUAUUGUACAUCAGUUAAUAUCUUCAGGAGGUUUGUUCCUUUGUCUUUUGAAAAUAAGAAACUCAUGCGCAUAACAACGCGAUCUCAUAAAAUGAGUUAUGUCUAAUAGAGAGGAGAAUUCGUUACGUCACGUUCCCAUGGUAGCAAAUAUUCUGGAUGACAACAAACCGAAAACGUCACUUAAAAAGUGAUCUUAUUCAGUUUCAUGUAAUUUGUCAAUAUUGGCGAAUUUUUGGGGGGUUGAAUUCGAAAGGGCCGUAUCUAAGUUAGAAAAAGAAAAAGGACAUUUUUUGUUGUGUUAACCUACUCUAUAAAGCGGGCGCGUGAAAUUAGGAAGUUUCAUGUUGCAGUCGUUCAACGUCGACUAAGUAAUGUACAAAAGCGUGAUACACGUGCAGAGUUGUUGUUUUACUAAUUUAAACCCAUUGCUUUCUGCCAUUCUCGUUGAUGUUACCGCCGCCGUCAAUGUUGGUUAAGCUCGCUAUUGUUGUGGUCGAGAAAUUUUGCUACCAUGGUAACGGGACGUCACACUUCUCUAUUUUUUUCAGGCCGGAAUUAUGUUAAAUCUGGUACCUGAACUCUGAAAAAAAACUUAAGUGUAAGUCUUGUGGAUUGAUGUAUUUUUUAAAUAUAUUUUUCUAGCAAUUUGACACAAUUGUGGAACUGGUUGACUACUACAGCCAACACCAGGUUGAUCUCAAGACAGGAGGCUCUACAACUCUGACAGCUGCUUGUCCAAAGAAGUAACCAUCAAUACUCAUAUCACACUAAUGAGGUGUGGGAAUAGUAAGAUCACUGUCGCCCAGCCAGGUGUCUGCUAGCUUGAGGCUUCCUGGCCAGAGGCUGUGAUGGCCGAUAUGCAAACUAGCCCUCAAUUAUUCUUUGACUGGGAAUUGAAUGAUCAAGAAUUAUUUAGGGUGGUUCGGUCCAGUUAAUUAUAGGUUCACUGCAUCUGAUGCUUCGCGUUUUCGCUCGUUGGAAAGCGCCUAUAUUUUUGUAUAGCUUAAUUACUGAAUUUUUUUGUCUAGGAGAAUUCAAACUACAAUCCCGGCCAAGAGGUUUUUGGGCACCUCCUCUUUUUCACGUCAUUUUGUAUAAAAUUUGCAGCUAACCGGCGAUACAUGCUCAUAAACACGACCUUAACAAGAUUUUCCCCUCUACCCCCUCCAGCAAAGUUGAGAUCCUUAACGUGUGCAAGAUAUGUAAAAGAUGUUUGACUUGUAACACCCAACACUGUUAGGGAGGGGGUGGGGGAGGGAAUCAACUUGAAUUGCAUUUUUUGGUUGGAAGGCCGAGUAAUUAUCAGAAGUUAGAAGUUUUAUCAUUCUGUGAUCGGGAGAGAGCUGAACCUCCUUCAAUAACCGUGCUAACUUUUCUGGUGAAAAAUGAGUAUAAUGAAGUUUUCUGGGGUGUAUAUCUUUCGAGAAUACACGGGAAAAACUUUAAGUCAGAUCUCGUCCUCGUUCGUGAAUCUAAAUGUCUCUAUUAUCUUUUUGUUAAACGUAAUUGACAGUAAAACAGUCUGUGACUGAGCGAAUCUGUAUUAGGACUCGUUUGUCUUUGAAAUCGCUUUAGUACUUCAUCGAGUUUUUCGUGUAGAGUUUAGAUGUUUAGAAUAAUAUAAAGCAAAGUGGUAAUGAUCACUCUAAUCUUUAAAGAUUAAGUUUUUAAGUAUGUUGAAGAAACCUUAUUUUCACAUCAGAGUUGUAUUUUUGUAUCACUGCAACUGUGCAUUAGUAUUUUGUAAGAUAGUAUAUAUUCAAUAUUAAGUACCUACAGUCUCAGUUAAAAUUGUUGGGACAUUUUUGUGUC